Penicillium vulpinum is the source of this 2874-nucleotide messenger RNA. RefSeq names its product putative PHD finger and SET domain protein. Gene Ontology annotation, molecular function: protein binding. The transcript has a single exon. Bases 1 to 2874 code for a protein of 957 amino acids. The record is from RefSeq and is a predicted model, not a curated record. NCBI's taxonomy places the organism in Eukaryota, Fungi, Ascomycota, Eurotiomycetes, Eurotiales, Aspergillaceae.
AUGACAGAUACCUCCUCCCUCGCCAUCACGCACGCCACAACGGAUUCCUAUCCGGUUCACGCCCAUCGCGGCUCCCCUGCCGCUGUCGACGGCGCCUCUGACUCCGGCGCACCCGACGAAGAACCUUACACCAUCAAAUGCAUUUGCUCGUUCGAUGAGGAUGAUGGUAACACGGUUUUCUGCGAAGGGUGCGAGACAUGGCAGCACAUCCUCUGCUACUACCCGGAUAAGAAAGUACCAGAUGUGCACAACUGUGUCGACUGCGAGCCACGGCCCCUUGACAACCGCCGUGCCAACGAACGCCAACGGCUGCGGCGGAUCCGAGAGAAAAGUGAGGACGGUGACCGGAAACCAAGACGAUCUGGCCCCAAAACACAAAAGAGGAAGUCCAAUGAUGCCGAUGUGAACGCGUUUGGUCAUGCACGACAUGAUUCGGGUUCCCGUGAGCAGCCACCGUCCAAGAAAGCAAGGGUGUCUCGUCGCCAAUCGACUUCAAUAAGUGGUACUUCGGGUCCCCCGGGUCUGCCGGCUGAAUCGCGAAAUCGUCGGUCCUCCACCUCUAUUGCGAUGAGCCCAACAGUUGUCCCUGGCCCUCCUAUACCUCAUUAUUCAGACGAAUUUCUCUCCCUUUAUGACCGUGAUGAUUUAUUUGUUGAAUCGAAGACUAUCCUCAACUAUGGCGUGGAAUUUGUCAAUGAGAUUGUUGCAUGGCUGAAGGACCCACAGAUCUUGGCGAAGGUUACCGAUGGAUUCAGUGUUGAAGACUUCGCCAAACGGUCGGAAGAGGCUAUGGAUCAGUCUCGCUGGCCCUCCUUGACAACGGAAACCAUCACAGACUCGACAGUUGAGAUCGGUGGUAAGCACCCAACCCACAAGAUCUUGAAAACAAAGGAUCCAGUUCAAAUGGGCGAUAUUGUCGGUGAAAUCUUUGGCAAAUUAGGCCACGUCAAAGACUACAAAAAGCUCGACAGCAGCCGAUGGGAGGAAUUGAGGCACGCUAUGCCUUUCGUGUUCUUCAACCGGCAGCUGGACUUGUACAUCGACAGUCGUCAGGAAGGAAACGAGCUCCGCCAUGUCAGGCGGUCAUGCGAUCCAAACGUUUUGUUAAAAAUAUACAUCACCAAUGGCCGACAGUACCACUUUUGUUUCGUUGCUAAACGAGACAUCCCUCCAGGCUCGGAAAUCACUACCAUGUGGUAUUUCGACGAAUCUUUCUUUCCUUCCGAAUCGACAGUCAAGGAGGAGUUCAAAGACAGGGUGGUAGAUCCGAAGGACGCCGCUAUCUGCAUUAGCGCCACACUGGCCAACUUCGGCGGUUGUGCUUGUGGAAACCCUCAAGAUUGCCUACUGAACAAGCUUGAUCGUCGCGCCAAGCCCCCUGGAACCAAACGCGUCAAGGCGAAGCUGAAGGGCAAGGGCAAGAAGUCAAAAUCCCUCGGUCCUUCUGCUGAUAGCGGUCGCGCUGGCAGUGAGACGAUUAAACAUCCAGAUGAGCAUGACCCUACAGGCGAUGCUCGAUCAACUUCUGGUUCUGCGCGUGGUAGACAUACUGGCAGUCGCGACAUAAGUCCCACGGGUUCACAUCAGCUAACACUGCCAGAGCUAUCCAGUCGCGAAAGACGCAAGAUAGCGGAUGCCGAAAAGCAGUUCCAACAGCUAGAGCAGCUUAGAACCGCCAAUCCCAAAAGGAAAAAGCGUUCUAGUGGCCCUCAGACUCAAUCCAACCCUGCAAAAAUCUCGCGCACAACCCAAACCGGUGACAAGUUCAAACCUUACCACGAGCCUGGUAUUCCUCGAUCCUCUGAAAUCGCAGGACAACCGUCCCGGCGUCAAGUUACUUAUGUCGACGCGCAGACUGAACUUUAUGCCGACGACGUCGAACGCUCGUUCUUGCGCACGGAACGUCUCAGACGAGGAUACAGACUCGACAUGAUUCAUCCAACACUUAUGCUUAAGAUUCGGUGGUGCUCAGGAAAUCACAUCGGAGAGGACUGGGCUCAGCGAAAUGCAUGGGAGGCUGGGGACUUCAGUGUCGUGCCAUCUGGAGUCCUCCCCUGGUGGUACGGGUGGUUCCCGCUCCCAAUCGACGACAGGUCUCAUAUCGAGUUGCUCAAAGAAGAUUCCGACAGGAUGGGAAUACCUGCUGACCACGGCCCCCUCGCGAUGCCACCUCGGUGGUCCUUCCACCAGUCCAAGUACCCCCAGCCUGAAUUCAACUAUCAUGGCAUUGCGAUCAGAGGAAUCCAUUAUGACCCUCCAGCGCGAUCUGUCCAAGAUGAUUUUGAUAUUCGGGGUGCCGUUUCGUAUAAACCGGAAUCUUCCGCGUAUGGGACUAGCAGUGAUCCAAUCAAGCCGUCAAUUCCACCUUAUUGGCCAUCCACUGCAGCGCAUAGCUUUAGGAUUUCUGAGGUUAGCAGUCGUGACAAUCUGCAUGUUUUCAUGCCACCACCAAGAGCCUCGAAUGUCUCGUCAGCACUUAGUCCUGGUUCCAUGUCCACAGGGAGUCUUGCAUCACCUAGUUCUCAUGACACAGCUUCCCCAGUCUCUGCUGUCCCAUCUUCUGGCCCUGCACUCGCAGCCACCCCUGCCAAAAAAAAACUCAGUCUAGGAGAUUAUCUGAUUCGACGGGGCACAAUGGCCACCACCCCGACUUCGGAACCCGCUCCUGCCCCAGCUCCUGUCCCCCCUGCUGGCGAUCCUCGUUUACGCACCCAACCUUUUUUGGCUAUCACGACGGUGUUUGGUGAUAAUCAUGAACCUCACCGCAAAACCGAACCUAGGGGUGACAAGACCGAACCCUCCGACUCUCUGGAUAUCUCUAUGGAGGAUGCACCAGAGACAACACCCACCAAAAACCCGUCUAUCUCUUCGUAA